AUGAGCGAGUAUGGGAACGUCGUUUAUCGACUUGGCGAUGAAGAUUCCUGGGAGAUCUACAAAGAGACGAUAGAAGAGUGGAAAGUAGAGAAAGGCUUCUUAUGGACCCAUCUGACAUUCAUCGCCCUCGACCCAACAAGCUCUGAUCAGUUCAUCGCAAUACGAAAAGACGGGACAUGGGCCGGAUCGAUUGACGAUAUCAACGAGGACGCACUAGAAAGCUUUGCGCUGAAUUUCUUUGCUCGGGCGAAAACCAAACACAAAGCGAAGCCCAGUGCUAGUCAGCCGAAUGGAUUCUCAUCAAACAAUGCGCUUUCCAACUCCGCCGAUGGAAAGCCAGAUGCAGCAACCCAGGCCCUGUACGAGAAGUGGUCCAAGGAGACAGCAACUAUGUUUGCAGCAGCAUCUGUCGCCAUUGGAGGUUCUAAACCAAAGACACCGCGAAAGAUUCAGCCAGUCGUCCAAUUCAAGCUCGCGACCGGGAUUACAUUCGACCUUGUCAUCGCACGGAAAGCUUCUCAGUACAUUUCCCUACAUCCCCAACGCUUUGACAGUCUGUGCAUUGCCAUCGUGCACCGUCCUAAAGUCGGAUUCGGAUAG
Parastagonospora nodorum SN15 is the source of this 600-nucleotide messenger RNA. RefSeq lists its product as hypothetical. The record is from RefSeq and is a predicted model, not a curated record. Bases 1 to 600 code for a protein of 199 amino acids. The transcript has 2 exons. NCBI's taxonomy places the organism in Eukaryota, Fungi, Ascomycota, Dothideomycetes, Pleosporales, Phaeosphaeriaceae.